This is a messenger RNA of Rhinocladiella mackenziei CBS 650.93, 1302 nucleotides long. RefSeq lists its product as uncharacterized. Gene Ontology annotation, molecular function: ubiquitin protein ligase activity; protein binding. Gene Ontology annotation, cellular component: nucleus; cytoplasm; GID complex. The coding region runs from base 1 to 1302 and encodes 433 amino acids. The record is from RefSeq and is a predicted model, not a curated record. Gene Ontology annotation, biological process: proteasome-mediated ubiquitin-dependent protein catabolic process. The transcript is spliced from 2 exons. NCBI's taxonomy places the organism in Eukaryota, Fungi, Ascomycota, Eurotiomycetes, Chaetothyriales, Herpotrichiellaceae.
AUGUCCGCUGAAUUCUCAACCACCAAACUCAACGCAGACAGUCAUGUCCUGCUGGACCAACCUUUGCUCCGACUGCCCCAUGAACUAGUCAAGCGGAAUUUCAGGACUACCCAACGAUAUGUAGAGCGUGAAAGAGACCACAUCCUCCCGACCCUCAAGGACACUGCGAACGCGGCUCUUAGCUCCUCACAAACCGCCGAACAGACCCUGGCUUCCCUUGACGCCAUGAUCCAACGGAUGCAGAAUUUCAAACGCAAACUGGAAAAACUACAUACUGAGGAAGAGGCUCUACAUGAUCAUUCGGCCAAAAGAAUUAAACAUCUACAAGAUCUCUAUGAAAUCCCUUCCCUCGUGGACGUCAAGUAUGACCAAUGGUCGCGGACCCGGCUUGACCGCCUCAUUGUGGACUAUCUCCUCCGCUCCGGCUAUGCCAGAACCGCCUCCUCCCUCGCCGAAUCCAAGCAAAUAUCUCACCUUGUGGACCUGGACACAUUUGUGACUUGUCACAAGAUCGCCUCGUCACUUUCCCGUGGCGAGACGAAAGAAGCUCUGGCAUGGAUCAACGAGAACAAGAAUUCUCUCAAGAAACUGAUUAUGACACCCUACAAAACCACCAACCUCGAAUUUGAACUUCGCCUCCAACAAUACAUUGAGCUUGUCCGGGCAGGAACCACGGCCAAAAAGCUCGAGGCGAGGUUGCACGCCCAGCAACAUCUCAUGCCACAUGCCGCCUCACGCUCGGAAUCCAUACUGCAAGUGGCUGGCCUCCUGAUCCAAACACCAGAUACCGACGCCGAGCCAUACCGAACACUCUUUGCGCCGUCUCGCUGGCAUCACUUAUCAAACCUGUUCGUCGAAACUCAUCAUACGUUAAUGUCCCUCCCAGUACAACCGCUUCUCCACGUGGCUUUGUCUGCCGGUCUCUCCGCCCUAAAGACACCAGCAUGCCACAGUGCUUACAAUCCAGCGAGCUCCUCAACCCCGGGACAUGCACGCAUCGCGACAAAUACCUCUCUCUGCCCAAUCUGCAGUAUGGAACUGAACGAUCUAGCCCGCAAUGUACCUUAUGCGCAUCACACGACGAGUUCAGUUGAACCAGACCCAGUCGUCCUGCCGAACGGGCGAAUUUACGGUCGAGAACGACUCGAGGAGCUACAAAGAAAACUCGCAAUGGCCGGCCUAGGCGGUGGAGGGGAAUGUGGGAUGCAGGAUCUACAAAUUGGGAAAGAAGGAGAGGUCCGAGAUCCCACGACCGGCGAGAGUUUUACCUGGGGCCAGGUCAAGAAGGUGUACAUCAUGUGA